AUGGAACAAAAUCAGGUAAGUGAUGAAGAAUUAUUAAAAAGAAUAAACAAAGUUUUAAACGAAUCAAAACAGGAGAGGAAGCAGCAAACCGUUGAUGCCAACAAAUUGGACGACACCGCAAGCGAAAAAUUUCUAGACGUUUACGAAACAACAGAAGAAAGUUAUAAAAGAAAUUCGGAAUCCGGUGAAUUACGAGAUAUUGGCUCGGAAAAAAAUUUAGCACUUGAAAAUCAUUUCCUUUCGUUACAACUACAGGCGGAAAAGAAAAAAGCUAAAGAACUUCAAUCUAAAUUUAAUUUGCUUGAAAAUUCCGUUAAAUAUUUUGAACGUUUAAACGGUCAGUUGGAAAAUAUUAAAAAAGCCGUAGACAACGAUUUUACAGACAGUGAAAAAAUUGAACUUGAUGUACAAUAUACAUUAGAAGCCAUGCAAAAAAUUCGUCCGAAAACGGUCUAUACAAACAUGAGCGGAAUGUCUGCAAAACCACAAAACAACAACAACAACAACACUCCGGAUGUUUAUACCGAUUCUCUUCCAUCCGAAGAUCAGUUAAACAAUCAAAAAGAAAUAGAAGAUAAGGAAGAAGUUUCGUUCAGAGAUGCCGAAGAUUUUAAACUUCUCGAACAGGGUUUGGAAAUCGUUAAGGAUAAAAAAAAUGAAUACGAUACGGAAGCUGAAAAAGUAUUUAUAACUAAAAAUGAAAAAAGGUGUUUGGAAGACAUAGGUAAUUUAGCUUCGAGAACGAGAACUCCGUUGGAUGACAAACAUCAAAGGUUUUUUGAAAAAGACAGGCGGAAAUUUGCACACAGCAUCGUCAUGCCUCAAAUACAGGAAAUAGAAAAAGCGGAAAGCGUGCCGCCGGAAAUAAUAUCGAAAACAAACGAAACUCCUAUAAAUAUAACAAGCACGGAAUUAGAUGGUCUUAGAUCUUAUUUACUACAGCUUAAAGAACUAAUAGCCAGAAGGGAAACUGCGUGGGCGAGAACGACGGAAAGAGAUUAUAAUCAAAGAGUGGAAAUAACCAGGUUUAAAAAUGAAGUGGGUCGUUUGAGAAUGUUAUGCGAGAAAAGGCAAAGAGACAUAAAAGACAGAGAUCAAUUGAUAGCUAGUAAAGACGAAGAGAUAAAAGAAUUACAAAAGCGAAUACAAGGACUCAGAAGCGCCAUUUUAAAAUUAGAAAAAAAAGAUGAAAGGCUCAUGGAUGCGAUUGACGGAGUCGUGACAAACGAAGUUUUGGAAAAUUCACAAAUAGUUCAAAGGUCGUACAACGCGAUGAAAAGGCAAUCGUUCGUGAAUAGAACAAAUGGAUCGAGUAAUUUAAGCAUGCCGCAUUUAAAACCGAAUCCUCCGGUAUCAUCACCGAUUCCGUCCAAGCCAUCAUCGAAGAGUAGAGAUUCGAUAUCGAGAAAAUUAAAAAACGUUAGUGAAAAACACGUGGUACAAAAAAAGGGUAAAAUUAUGGAAAUGGUAUCAUCGUCGAACGACGAAGACUGGAAAACGACGAAGCAAAAAAGUAUGAUUAAAGAAAAGCCUAAAUCGAGGCACAAAAUGGAUUUUAACGUGUUACAAAAAUCAACGAAAGAUCAUUACGAUAAAGUCGGGGAAAAUUUACAAAAAGUCGAAGAAAUGAUACACAACGACGUGUUAAAAGAAGCAAGGAAAACAAUGGCAUCCGGUGGUAAAUCGAACAAAGGUCAUGCGGAUAUAAAAACUUAUUUAAAAACUCACCAUGUUGAUAAAAAUUCAAAUGAAAUUCCGUUGCAUUCGAAAAAAUUAACUUCCUCCAAUAGUACGAUAAGACAAGAAAUGUUAUCUGCGAUGACUGGAUUAAAUAUUAAUUCGAGUGGACCUUUACGUAAUUGUAAUUUUUCCGAUCAUAAAAAAAAUCACACGACAGCUACCUGA
This is a messenger RNA of Pediculus humanus corporis (human body louse), 1905 nucleotides long. RefSeq names its product Centrosomal protein of 135 kDa, putative. The record is from RefSeq and is a predicted model, not a curated record. The transcript has 2 exons. The coding region runs from base 1 to 1905 and encodes 634 amino acids. Lineage: Eukaryota; Metazoa; Arthropoda; Insecta; Psocodea; Pediculidae.